CGACUAAGAAAGCAUGGGUCAUUGACGUCACGCUGAUCUCCCGUGAGAUAUAAAACUUACUUGACGCAUGGUCUGAGAGUUGCACGUGUCUGGUAUUUUUUUUUCGCUCCCAGGCGAUGAUUCAACUGAACCUGACGGAUUCCUCUUCUCUCGCUAAGAUUUCUCGAGGAUGGGAAAGGGGCUGAGAAAAAGGAUUCGAUGUAACAAACGCAAUAGCACGAGCUUCAACCAUCCAACCAUUCAAUCAAAAAAAAAAAAAAUAUAUAUAUAUAUAAUAAAAGUUAAUAAAUUAUUAAUAUGAAAUGAUUUCAUUUAUUUGUUACUAUGAUACGAAGGUGGAACGAGGAAAAAUGCGAGGAAAGGAGGCACCGUCGCACUCCCCGGGAAUUUCCCCAAUGUUUUAUACUGAAAACCCCUAUUUGCUUCAUGCUAUUUAGAAUGGUUCCUAGCGAGAAGUAAAAGGUCCUCAUAAUGCCUCAGUGGGAAUUACUCUUGUCCUAAGAGAGACUCGUUUAGGUUCAAAACCACGGCCUCGUUUGAUCAAUGGGAUUCCGUAGGAUACAUGACCAGAGAGAAAUCGAAAGAGGCGAGGGAAAAAAUGACGAGAUUUUUAUGUUUAUCUUGGACCUUUUUUUGGUUUUGAAGCACCCUGUAUUAGUACGCAGGGGAAACUCAUUACCUCGAACGCAGAUAUAAAUUUCGCAUGUCUCAGGGCUCAAAGCUUAGUCCCGACACCAUCGAAUUAGCUUCUCUCAAAUUUCCUGGAAUCUUGAACCGCUUUGCCAUUUCCAUUCAGAUUUUCUCACGCUUAUCUCGAAGUGGAAGAAGCGGACUGCAAAGAAUGAAAAAAAAAAAAACGAGGUGGGACUUAUCGAUUUUCUGAAAAGUGUCAACGAAAGAACGGGAAAAGAAACCUGUUCGUGUGAAAUUUUUUCUCCCCGUCUCUUUCUUCCCCCCUUCCCUCAAAGACGCCUGCGGAGGAGAUUAAGACCGGGAGAUUAAAACCGGGUCUUUCGCGAUAAGAAUGAGGAAACCAUUGGCACAUUCCCAGUCUCUUUCAUUUGGUGGCUCUCCAGUCGGUCUGCCUCGUUUGUGCCAUUAUUGCUGCAAUCACCCCCAUCGACCCACUCGAGAGGAAACGGGAAUUUGCAACGCUCGAAAAUUCCAGGCUAGUGCCGGUGCCAGUGCCACCAGUUCGUUAUUCGCUGUGCCCUUACUGGCUCCCUGCCUGAUCGUCUUCGUCUCCUAUCACUCAGGUGAAGAUGCUGGCCAUGCAGACGAGCUCCAAGGACCCGGUGCAGAGGACUCCCAGCAUAGUGAUCGAGGAGGAGGAGGAGAAGGAGGGUCAGAAGAGUGAUCGCCUUCAACGAGCCUCCAGCAAAGAGGAGAGCGAAGAGAGGAUCCGAGCCAUCCAGAUCGAGAUGGAGCAGAGGAAGGAGGACUUUGAGAAGCUGAUCCGUGAACACCAGGAAAUCGUCCGAGAAUUAAGGGACUCCGAGAAACGGACUCACGCUCCCUAGGUGUUCCCAAAGUGACCAAAGUCCCCACUCUUCCUAAUGAUUCUAUGGCCUGGUGAGGUGAAUGAAAAAACAAAAAGGAUAAUUACCUUCGUUUCAAUGCCUCGCUCCCUGCAAUGGCGUGCCUUCCAUGCUCCGCAACGAGACGGGUGGUGUCCUCGUAUCGUCUAUGUUAAUAUCAAUGUGUCCAUGUUUCAUUCAUCAUCCCCUUCCGUCGAUCGCGAUCGUGUACUGGAGUGUUCCGAAUUCCGCGACAUAUACGCUCUCAUUUUCACUACUUAUAUUUCCUAUGCCUCCAUUGUACCCCUGGAUUACCCCUAAUUCUCAGAUCUCUCACUGCUCUUCUUAACUGGUGAUGAUGUCAUUCAAUGAAACAAAAGGAUGGAAGUGGUAACAUUGAUAA
Messenger RNA from Darwinula stevensoni, 1920 nucleotides. The record is from the annotation of a GenBank genome assembly. Lineage: Eukaryota; Metazoa; Arthropoda; Ostracoda; Podocopida; Darwinulidae.